Camponotus floridanus (Florida carpenter ant) is the source of this 4846-nucleotide messenger RNA. Its product is annotated as autophagy-related protein 13. The coding region runs from base 1916 to 3010 and encodes 364 amino acids. NCBI's taxonomy places the organism in Eukaryota, Metazoa, Arthropoda, Insecta, Hymenoptera, Formicidae. The transcript has 5 exons. The record is from RefSeq and is a predicted model, not a curated record.
CAACCCUGUCCGCGACGCUUCCCCAGUACUCGGGCGAUCGCUAACACGACCGCGCACGCGAUAUCCCAUCGUUGGGGUUGCGCGCUACCGCGUCGUAUAUGCGUGUGCGUGUGUAUAUCUGUAGAGAGUGCAUUACGCGGGACAGCGGCAUGCCGAGAGCGUUGCCGAACACAGUGGCAGCCAGCAACGUGGGAUUAGCGUGACGUAAUCCCGCGUGGCACGCUAAUCGCUCAAUCAACCCUCGUCUCGAGAGGUGCUCGAAAGCGUCACGAUCUCUCGUACUGGGCGUAGGAGACCUAGCCGGACCUUCCGAUCAGCAUCUCUGCGAGAUGUGGAAUUAUGUAGGGUUGCCAAGCUAAAUGAGUGCAGGAGGGUGCGCGAAUAACAGGUCGAUCCAUCAUCGUCGCCAUUCUACCCGACAUCUUGACGACAUAGAUCGAUCCGAUCGACCUGACCGCAUCUCGGUAACCGCAUUACGAACGCGAUUUCGUAUUUACAAAAGAUGCGAUACACUGAAUUUUUACGAGAAGUGGCGCGUCAUUGAAUAGAGUGCUCUUGAACGUUUAAAGGACUUUGAGCUUUUUUGCAAGUCCCUCGAGAUACUCGGGCAAUUGAUUCUGGAAUUAAUUAGAAACGAUCUAGAGCUAUUUUCCGCUACAUUAACUGUAUCCAUUGGAGGAAGUUACGAUAGCAUUGUGAUAGAGAUUCUGAUGAGACACUAAGCGACUACCGUAAAGUAACACCGACAAGCAAUAUCGAGUUACAAGUGCUUUUGUGUGAUAGGGCGUACAUCUGUAUAAAGUACAGUGAAUUCAAUUAAUCAUCUCGUAAAGCAGAUAGUUGUGAAAUUCGCGUAUGAUGGAAACGCGAGCGCUGGCCAAACCGCUGGAAGAUAUUUACGGCAACCGCGGAAAAUCAUCCGUUUCGUCGAGCACGGCGAAUCAUCUGAUAUUUGCUAUCAGAUAAUGCUGGGCCAUCAUCGACAAUGGAGCGAUAAUCCGGCUAAUAAUAAGAUUCGCAUCGCGAAGCUGACCGUUGCAGUCAAGAACGGUCCACCGAACACCGAUUGGUUCACGGAAGACAGAACGAAUCCAGAUUCCUUCCUGACAAAGUAAUGCCCGAGCGGGCUAUAAUUGAGCGUACAAUUACAUUUGUGGGAAUCUUUAACGUUGUGAUUUCGGAUCCACGGAGAAGCAGUUGCCCAAAUUGAAAUAAAUAAAGAAUUAUCGUAUUUUACCUCACUUGCCAAUCGUUAAUAAGCAUUUAGCAGUAAGUAAACAAGAUCGAGUCAGAUACUGCCGGCAAGUACUUGUAUAUAAUACUUAUUUAAAUAUCAAGACGCUUAUAUAUGAAUUGCGUAUUCUAUUUGACACUUGAGAAAAAUCUAGAGAGAAAUUUCUUCUGCUCGCAAAAACAUAAAAUAGCACUUGGAUCGGUGAAAAAAUAUACAGAAUAGAGGUAUUUCCGUAGUAGCCAUUGGUGAAAAAGCAUCGACUGCUAAUGCGGACGAAUUGGCAAAGGACAUCGAUGACCAGCUUUCAUGCGGCUUGUAACUGUUGCUGUUACGAGGGAAGAAGAUCGUUAGCAGGAAAUCCUGCGGAAGAUUAAUGAACGGUACGGUUAACGACACAGCGACGUCGCGACGAUAAUAGCCGCAAUAGAAUCUGCGGAAAAUUCUCUCUCUCUCUUUUCCGGUCCGGCGGUGGUUCAAGCAGCCGGCUUGAUGUUGUCGCGCUUCCUGCAGGAGUUGUCAACAGCGGACAACAGGAACGCCAUCGCGGAGAAACGGAAGGCCGACGGUUUGUGAUCGUUUCGGCAGCGGGCCGAUCGUUCCCGCGUCACAACCGAUCGCGGCAGCGGCACGAUAGCUGCCGAUGAGAGUAAUGUGACGAAGGCGGCGAGGGCAGGUGAAGAGAUGACGGUGACGGUGACGCCGUCGACUUCCGACGUCGCCGACAAGGCGGUGUCGACGGACGAUGGCGGCAGCGGCGGCAUGGAAGUGGCUCGUCUCGAGGCCGUUCUCGCUGCCCUGGUGGAAACGAAGGUGGAAGCGAUGAAGGCAUCGUCGACGCUCAGCCGACGUUCCGGUAGCGCACCCGCCAGUCCGCGUCGACCUAGAUUGACCUCGACCUCGACGGCCUCCUCUUCAUUGAACCACCCCCACCAUCAUCAUUCUCAUCAUCAUCAUCAGCAUCAUUCGCAGCAGCAGCAACAGCAGCACAAUAAGAAGAAAGGCCAGCAUCAUCAGCAGCAUCACCGCCAUCGUCGUAAACGUCACGACUCCGCGCCCUGCGAGAGCGAUUAUCUCAACAACAUGAUGGAUCAUUCUCAACACAAGUUAUCUAACGGAAAGGGACGGAGAAGAGGUUCCGAAAGUCCUAGAAGUCCUCGAAAGAAGCGCAGGCAUUCGAGGAGCCCAAAUGUUCUUCAAGGCGUUGUCCAAGACGUUCACACCGGCCUCGAUUCGCGCUUCGAGCUGCUCGGUAUUGACGGCGACCAAGAUGUGGCCCUAAUAAACUUCGAAAGGGCCAAGGAAGUCCUCGGUGACUCCUGCGAAUACCCACGGCUGCACCGAAGUGCCUGCUACUUUACCCAAAGCGCAGCUCAAUUAAAAAUUCAUUACGACGAUGACGACUAUGUAGCGUUGAACGUAGCCGAUGAGCUGGAGGAGGAAGAAACCUUGAGCGGUCCGGAGAAGGUAAACGAGCCUCAGGGAAGGUAUCACCGACCACGAAGAAAGCGCAAACGUAAACGGCGCAAGAUCGAUUCCGUCGUUCCGGAUUUCCAUCCGGAUGAGGAGCUUGUCGAUCCCGAGGAACUGCCUCCUCGUGCACGAUGGACGAUCAUGUUGACCGCUUGUCUUCUACUCGCCAUGUCCCUGCUCUUGGUCGGUGUAACGCUGCGGAUGGCUCCUAUAAUCGACGACAUGGUACGGAAAGAGAACGAGGAACUGCUAAACUCCCUGAACAGGGACAUUUCCGUGCCUGAGAACGUUACGGCGCCGCCCUAAAGCGAUGAAAGGGGUGAUGAAAGCGGAAGUUGCCGCAUUGCUUGUAUGUCGCUCUCGAUUCCCUUCAGCCACGAUGUCUUCAUCCCGCGAGAUCAUAACUUCACGACGACAGUCAACAUCGUUGAGGCUCAACGUCGACGUCGUUUCGUUUUAGGAAGACAUUCGAGCGAUUCAGGAGAGAAAUGUCAAGACCAAUGGUGAGAAAGAUUGACAGUUUUGGCGUAUUCAUCUCUUCAGCAAAUCUCAUCGGAUCGAUGGCGCGCUGAUUAGGUGUAUCGCAUUUAAUACGACGCUUCAAAUACGCGUCUUUGUAUACGAUGUGGCGGUAAGGUUGUUGCAAAGAAUUCGCGAAAAAUCUGAUCGCGAUAUUCGACAUACUAUAUUGUACUGUUGAUUGUAUUGUUGCCGCAUUUAGAAAUGGUAUGAGUGUAUAUAUUUACAUAUAUAUAUAUACACCGUAUAUCGUAUCAAUGCAGACUAUGUGCCCUCGAUUCCAGAAGGUUUCGCCAAUAAGAGCUCACUCCGAUCAGAAGUACCAGACCAGCGUUCAAUCUAAAUUAUUGGUAAAGUUUGGCACCAAAUUAACUUACUUGGCAGUUACAUUUUUAUCUGAUGAAUAUAUUUCAAAACACAAUUGAAAUUGGAAAUUUCCAACAAAACCGCAGUAAUCGCAUAUUAUCUGAUAAUUGUUUGGUGUACAUAUUUAUUAUCAAGAUCGUAAUAAUAUCGUGCGCAUUAAAUGUCAUGACAUGUUCCGCGGAGUGCCUGAUCUGCGUUGAAACGAUCAUAAUUCUUUAAGACCUCAAUAUUUGACGAAAGCUAGUUCGCGUAGUUUGCAAAAUUCAACACGACGACAAGUCGCGCACCGAAUGCCAACAACGAAGGAACGAUUAGAAAAGUGACUCGUAAGCAAAUGUGGUGCCGUAAACGUAGCAUCUGAUCGUUCGUCCGUCGGCGAAAGAAUCGACGUGCACAUGAAACCUCCCUUCUAUACGCUUCGAAUGGAUGUACGUGGCCCGAAUCGGGUACACGUGAGUAUCGAUCUGCGUCAUCAACACGCGAAUACGGGCUUCAUACGUCACGGAUUCGCGAGAAAUCGUGUCGCAGGACAAAAACGCAACGUAGAGUAUAGUUCCUUUUGUGCUUUUUUAUACGUCUUCUAGGACACGAGAAGAGAUACUGGAGAACUCGAGAAUCUGGGAGGUUUCUCAGCUGCCGAUUUCUUAACGCCGAUGACGUUUAUGAUGUUCUCGCGCAUGUAGAUAGCUGUAUAUAAAAGAACGUUUGUUAUUAACGUUACCGUUUGUAGUUACACGUCGAGAGGAUAGUCCAGAUAAGGGCCGAAUUGUUGUUGUCAAUUUGUAAGAUAAAUUAUAGAAGACAUUCGUCGAGAUCGCGCGCGAUACAAGAAGGGGAGAAGAAAAGAGAAACGGAGCGCACGAUCAGUUAUUAAAGUGUGCGAAUGUGUGCGUGUUUACGUGAUCGUAUGUAUGUGCAUUGUUGUAUGUAUAAAAGUACAUACAAAAUAGUUUAUGCUUUGCACGAAACGGCCAAACUAUUUUUAUUCGUUUCACUUUGCUACUCUCGAUGCAAUUUUCAAUUUUGCUUUGUGACUAAUUGCUUAAAGUUUUAUCGAAAGCUUUUCGCGUAUUGGCGAUAUAGCGAGAACUUUUUCCGAUACGUGUAUUUUGAAAUCUCUUUUCACGAGCAUAGAAAAUGCCUGCUGAACUUUUGAAUCCUGCACUUUGCGAUUAAGCAAUGUACAUAAUUUCAAUAGUGCGAUACGCGCUGCGACGCACACUUUUAUUUAAUUCUGUAUGUAAGAAAAAAGUAUGU